AUGACUCAGCCUCAAAUGGAUGCAGCCCGUCAAUCCAUGGCAGAACACGUGGGGAGAUCAUCCGUUACCAUCGAUCAUCGCUUCUUUGAUUUGGACGUGGCACGAUUUUUGCUUCAGUGCGCCGCUAUAACAUACGAGCGAACUUCAGGGCCGGUACAGCAAGCUGUUCAGACGGUAAAGAAUGCAUUUCCAAGCAAGAAAUGCCUACAAUCGCACGGGCAUCAUCCGAAGCCAGCGGGCGAACAGGCCCUGGGCAUUUUAGGGGAGAGGGGCACUCAAGAAAUGAUGUCCAGUCUGCACGAAAGCAGAGGAGAGACCCAGUUACCUCCUUGGGCCAACAGUAUGGUGCCUUCUAUCAAAUAUUCCACAGUGUCGGAGCUGAAUGGCACCGACUCGGCCUUUUGUGGAAUAUUUUUCGAUCCUGCAUCUACGUGGAUCGUUCUUGCGUUCAAAGGCACAGAUCCAACAGAAUUCUCCGAAUGGGCAUCCGAUUUUGAGUAUAGCCCGCGGGAGGCUGGGAAUCGUAUUACCGGGUUCGGUCAAGUUCAUGGCGGAUUCUACGAUAGGCUUUUUACAGCAGCCGCUGCGGAGCGAGCGCCUUUUGACACUAUCGCUAGUGCUGUACGGGCAGUAGCUGACGAGCUGUCAGCCGCACAUAGCACCUCUAAGAUAAACCUGUUCAUUACCGGGCAUAGCUUGGGAUGCGCUAUGGCUUCGCUCGCCUACGCAACACCAUCAUCCGCGAUGCGUAUCUCUUUGCUGCGCCAAUCGUUUGUGACGCAAAAUCUGUUGCUGCCUUCAACGAGUGUUUGGAUUCGUCCACGACAUAUGAGGACAAUCCCUACGUCCGAUCUCUCUGGCGUGUUGUUGAAUCGCGGGGAUGUUGUCGCCACAGCGCUCCCCUCAUUUGGUGACGACAGACACACUGGAACACUCCGAGAUUUGUUUGCAUUCGCUCAUUUAGGCGCGGAGUUUCGCAUGGGUUCACAAUCACAACCAAGCUAUGUUAAAGGCGGGAGCCUCAAGCCAGAUACCUGGGUGACUGUCCGCAGCAAAUUGGAUCGCGGGACUGUCAAUAUCAUGAAUGCACAAGGGAUGGCACCAGUGAUUCGCUGGACUCAAGAAAUACCACUCAUAGGAAGGCUGGUGGCCCAUGCAACUACAAUGUAUUGGGAUGCUAUAACUCAGCUUCAAGUAGGCAGAGCACACUGGGCCGGAAGCCAUUGGGACAUCAAGCGCGUCAAUAGGUAG
Molecule: messenger RNA, 1251 nt
Organism: Dacryopinax primogenitus
Lineage: Eukaryota; Fungi; Basidiomycota; Dacrymycetes; Dacrymycetales; Dacrymycetaceae
Exons: 6
Coding region: 1-1251 (416 amino acids)
Biological process (GO): lipid metabolic process
Source: RefSeq, a predicted model, not a curated record